This is a messenger RNA of Camelina sativa (false flax), 6941 nucleotides long. The record is from RefSeq and is a predicted model, not a curated record. Lineage: Eukaryota; Viridiplantae; Streptophyta; Magnoliopsida; Brassicales; Brassicaceae.
UACAGAUGCAAAUGAUCGGAGGGGUGUCCAGAGUUCCACUCUAGUUGUUUCCCAGUCUGCUUUAGAUGUUCAAGAGAGAGAUGACUUUGCGUCUCAGCUGAUUCGCGCAUGCAGUUUCCUCAGGAAUCAAGAGUUUGUUAAUUAUCUAAUGAACAUACUUCAGCAGCUAGUGCAUGUUUUUAAGUCCCGUGCGGCCAAUGUUGAAGCACGUGGAUCAAGCUCUGGUUCAGGUUGUGGAGCCAUGCUCACAGUCAGAAGAGAUUUACCUGCGGGUAACUAUUCCCCCUUCUUUUCGGAUUCAUAUGCAAAAGCCCAUAGAGCAGAUAUAUUUGUGGACUAUCACAGGCUGCUACUUGAGAAUGUGUUUCGCUUAGUUUAUACCUUGGUUAGACCUGAAAAACAAGAGAAAAUGGGAGAGAAGGAAAAGGUUUACAGGAACACUUCUUCUAAAGAUUUGAAGUUGGACGGUUUCCAGGAUGUUUUGUGCAGCUAUAUUAAUAACCCUCAUACAGCUUUUGUUAGGAGAUAUGCUAGAAGGCUGUUCUUGCAUCUUUGCGGAAGCAAAACUCAAUACUACAGUGUCCGAGAUUCUUGGCAGUUUUCCAAUGAAGUGAAAAGCCUAUACAAGCAUGUUGAAAAGUCUGGUGGUUUUGAAAACAAUGUUUCAUAUGAAAGGAGUGUAAAGAUUGUGAAGUCGCUUUCUACAAUUGCUGAAGUUGCUUUGGCGCGGCCUCGGAACUGGCAGAAGUACUGUCUCAGGCAUGGAGAUUUUCUGUCCUUCUUACUGACUGGCGUAUUCCAUUUUGCAGAAGAGUCUGUUAUUCAGACACUUAAACUCCUCAAUUUGGCCUUUUAUCAAGGAAAAGAUGUGAGCAGCUCAGUGCAGAAAGCUGAAGCAACUGAUGUAGUGACAGGCUCAAACCGUUCAGGAUCUCAGUCCGUGGAUUCAAAGAAGAAGAAAAAAGGUGAAGAUGGGCAUGAUUCUGGAUUGGACAAAUCAUAUGUGGAUAUGGAAGGGGUGGUAGAUAUCUUCAGUGCCAAGGGCGGAGAUCUCUUGAGACAGUUUAUUGAUUUCUUUUUGCUGGAAUGGAAUUCGAGCUCUGUUCGCACUGAAGCAAAGUCCGUUAUUUAUGGCUUGUGGCAUCAUGGAAGACACUCGUUCAAAGAAAGUCUGUUAGCAGCACUUUUGCAGAAGGUUAGAUACUUGCCAGCAUAUGGUCAGAAUAUUGUUGAGUACACAGAGCUUGUCUCCUUGUUGCUCGGCAAGGCUCCAGAAAACAACUCAAAGCAAGCAAUUAACGAGCUUGUGGAUCGUUGCCUGAACCCUGAUGUGAUAAGGUGCUUUUUUGAGACGCUGCAUUCUCAAAACGAACUCAUUGCCAAUCAUCCAAACUCCCGUAUAUACAGCACUCUGGGUAAUCUUGUGGAAUUUGAUGGUUAUUAUCUUGAGAGCGAACCUUGUGUUGCCUGCAGUUCUCCUGAUGUGCCAUAUAGCAAAAUGAAGCUUGAAAGUUUGAAAUCCGAGACAAAGUUUACCGAUAACCGCAUCAUUGUGAAAUGUACUGGUAGUUAUACGAUACAGUCUGUGACCAUGAAUGUUCAUGAUGCACGAAAGUCAAAGUCGGUGAAGGUCCUAAACUUGUAUUACAACAAUCGCCCUGUCUCGGAUUUAUCAGAGCUUAAAAACAACUGGUCACUGUGGAAGCGCGCCAAAAGUUGCCAUCUGUCUUUUAACCAAACUGAACUGAAGGUGGAAUUUCCUAUUCCUAUUACUGCAUGUAACUUCAUGAUCGAGUUGGAUUCCUUCUAUGAGAAUCUUCAGGCGUUAUCUCUUGAACCAUUACAGUGCCCUCGAUGCAGUCGACCUGUUACUGAUAAACAUGGUAUUUGCAGCAACUGCCAUGAGAAUGCUUAUCAGUGCAGGCAAUGCCGUAACAUAAACUAUGAAAAUUUGGAUUCUUUCCUCUGCAACGAGUGUGGCUAUAGCAAGUAUGGGAGGUUUGAGUUUAACUUCAUGGCAAAACCAAGCUUCAUAUUUGAUAAUAUGGAAAAUGACGAAGAUAUGAAGAGGGGAUUGGCUGCAAUAGAGUCCGAGUCGGAAAAUGCUCACAGGAGAUAUCAGCAACUCUUGGGCUUCAAGAAGCCGCUUCUGAAGAUAGUAUCAAGCAUUGGUGAAACUGAAAUGGAUUCGCAGCACAAGGACACUGUCCAACAAAUGAUGGCAUCUUUACCUGGUCCCUCAUGCAAGAUAAACCGCAAAAUCGCGCUUUUGGGUGUAUUGUAUGGUGAGAAGUGCAAAGCUGCUUUUGAUUCUGUCAGCAAAAGUGUACAAACACUGCAGGGGCUACGCAGAGUUUUGAUGAGCUAUCUCCAUCAGAAAAACUCAAAUUUUUCUUCAGGUGCCUCAAGAUGUGUGGUCUCAAAGACCCCAAAUAAUUGUUAUGGUUGUGCCUCUACUUUUGUCACUCAAUGUCUUGAGAUUCUUCAAGUUCUGUCGAAGCAUCCAAGAUCUAGGAAACAACUUGUUGCAGCUGGUAUUUUGUCUGAGUUGUUUGAAAACAAUAUUCACCAGGGUCCGAAAACAGCUCGUGCUCAAGCUAGAGCAGCUCUUUCUACUUUCUCGGAGGGUGAUCUGAAUGCAGUGAAUGAGUUAAACAAUCUGGUACAGAAGAAAAUAAUGUACUGCCUUGAACACCAUCGUUCCAUGGACAUUGCGCUCGCCACUCGUGAGGAGAUGUUGUUGCUUUCAGAAGUAUGCUCUCUCACGGAUGAAUUUUGGGAGUCAAGACUGCGCCUUGUUUUUCAGCUACUAUUUUCUUCCAUUAAAUUGGGUGCUAAACAUCCUGCGAUAUCAGAGCACAUAAUUCUUCCCUGCCUUAAGAUUAUUUCUGUGGCAUGUACACCUCCAAAACCAGAUACAGCAGAGAAAGAGCUAACGAUGGGAAAAUCUGCUCCUGCAGUGCAAGGAAAGGAUGAGAAUGCUGCUGGCAUCAUAAAGUAUUCGUCAGAAAGUGAAGAACAUAGCUCGGAUGUGUCUCAGAAGACACGAGAUAUUCAGCUUGUGAGUUAUUUGGAAUGGGAGAAAGGGGCGUCAUAUAUCGACUUUGUGAGGAGGCAAUACAAAGCCUCUCAGUCAAUUAGAAGUGCUAACCAAAAGUCUAGAACCCACAGAUCAGAUUUCCUGGCACUUAAAUAUACACUUAGGUGGAAGCGACGCUCUAGCAGGACAUCUAAAGGUGGUUUGCAGUCAUUUGAGCUCGGAUCUUGGGUCACAGAGCUUAUUCUUAGUGCAUGUUCUCAAUCUAUCAGGUCCGAGAUGUGCACACUGAUUAGUUUACUCUCUGCCCAAAGCUCACCUAGGCGCUACAGGCUGAUCAAUUUGCUGAUAGGCUUGCUUCCCGCUACGCUUGCAGCGGGUGAAAGCAGCGCAGAAUACUUUGAACUGCUUUUCAAAAUGAUAGAGACACAAGAUGCACUUUUAUUCUUAACUGUUCGGGGCUGUCUGACAACAAUCUGCAAAUUGAUCUCCCAAGAGGUGGGAAACAUUGAAUCUCUAGAAAGGAGUCUUCAGAUAGACAUUUCACAGGGAUUUACCCUCCACAAGCUCUUAGAACUCCUUGGAAAGUUCUUAGAGGUUCCAAAUAUUCGUUCCAGAUUCAUGAGAGACAAUUUGCUGUCUCAUGUUCUGGAGGCCCUCAUUGUAAUCCGUGGCUUAAUAGUGCAAAAGACGAAGCUUAUAAAUGAUUGCAACAGACUCCUAAAAGAUCUUCUUGACGGACUUCUGCUUGAAAGCAUUGAAAACAAAAGACAAUUCAUCCGUGCCUGUGUUUCUGGACUGCAAACCCAUGCAGAAGAGAAAAAAGGACGUACCUGUUUGUUUAUUCUUGAGCAGCUUUGUAAUUUGAUCUGCCCGUCAAAACCCGAGGCUGUAUAUAUGCUGAUCUUGAACAAAUCACACACGCAAGAGGAGUUUAUUCGGGGAUCAAUGACGAAAAAUCCAUAUUCGAGUGCUGAGAUUGGCCCACUGAUGCGGGAUGUUAAAAACAAGAUCUGUCAGCAGUUGGACCUCUUAGGUCUACUGGAAGAUGACUAUGGCAUGGAGUUGCUUGUAGCAGGAAACAUCAUUUCACUAGACCUGAGCAUAGCUCAAGUUUAUGAGCUGGUUUGGAAGAAAUCAAAUCAGUCUACUACUUCACUGACCAACUCCGCACUUUUAGCUUCAAAUUCAGCUCCUAGCAGGGAUUUCCCUCCGAUGACGGUGACAUACAGACUUCAGGGGCUAGAUGGUGAAGCUACGGAGCCUAUGAUCAAGGAAUUGGAAGAAGAUAGAGAAGAAUCACAAGAUCCAGAGAUUGAGUUUGCAAUAGCAGGUGCAGUUCGGGAAUAUGGUGGUCUGGAAAUUUUACUUGAUAUGAUCAAGAGUUUACGAGAUGACUUCAAAUCUAACCAAGAAGAGAUGGUUGCAGUUCUUGAUCUCUUAAACCAUUGCUGCAAGAUUAGAGAGAACAGGCGAGCUCUACUCAGGCUAGGGGCUUUAAGCGUACUUCUUGAAACAGCUAGAAGGGCAUUUUCUGUAGAUGCUAUGGAGCCAGCUGAAGGUAUUCUUUUAAUUGUUGAGAGUUUGACACUUGAAGCAAAUGAAAGUGACAGCAUCAGCGCCACGGAAAGUGCUUUGACUGUCAGUAACGAGGAAACUGGAACUUGGGAACAGGCCAAGAAGAUAGUGCUUAUGUUCUUAGAAAGGCUAAGCCAUCCUUCAGGGCUUAAGAAAUCGAACAAACAACAAAGGAACACGGAGAUGGUUGCUAGAAUCUUGCCUUACUUAACAUAUGGCGAGCCUGCAGCUAUGGAAGCACUCAUAGAGCAUUUUAGCCCUUACCUGCAAAACUGGUCCGAAUUUGAUCAGCUUCAGCAACGUCAUGAGGAGAACCCCAAGGACGAGAGCAUUGCUCAGCAAGCUGCGAAGCAGAGGUUUACUGUGGAGAAUUUUGUAAGAGUGUCAGAAUCUCUCAAGACAAGUUCAUGUGGAGAGAGGUUAAAAGACAUAGUUUUGGAGAAUGGUAUCAUAGCUGUUGCUGUCAAACACAUCAAGGAAAUUUUCGCUGUCACAGGACAGGCUGGGUUCAAAUCUAGCAAGGAAUGGCUUUCGGCUCUUAAACUUCCCUCAGUACCUCUUAUUUUGUCAAUGCUAAGAGGAUUAUCGAUGGGGCAUUUGCCUACACAAACAUGCAUAGACCAGGGAGGUAUUCUAAUUUUACUUCAUGCCUUAGAAGGAGUCUCUGGAGAAAACGAGAUUGGUGCAAGGGCUGAAAAUUUGCUAGACACACUCGCUGAUAAAGAAGGAAACGGAUUUCUAGAAGUGAAAGUCCGUGCAUUGCGAGAUGCCACCAAAGAUGAAAUGAGACGCCGUGCACUAAGAAAGAGAGAGGAGCUCCUACAGGGACUUGGAAUGCGUCAAGAGCUAUCUUCUGAUGGUGGUGAAAGGAUUGUGGUUUCUCAACCAAUUCUUGAAGGUUUUGAUGAUGUAGAGGAAGAAGAGGAUGGAUUAGCUUGCAUGGUGUGCAGAGAAGGCUACAAGCUCAGACCUACUGAUUUAUUAGGAGUCUACUCUUACGGCAAACGGGUGAAUCUCGGUGUUGGCAAUUCUGGAAGUGCACGUGGUGAAUGCGUAUACACUACCGUGAGCUACUUCAAUAUCAUUCAUUUCCAAUGCCAUCAAGAGGCGAAAAGAGCAGAUGCUGCUCUUAAAACCCCGAAGAAAGAAUGGGAAGGAGCUAUGUUACGUAACAAUGAAUCUCUUUGCAACUCUCUCUUCCCUGUCAAGGGUCCCUCAGUUCCCUUAGCUCAGUAUCUUCGUUAUGUUGACCAGUACUGGGAUAAUCUCAGUGCUCUUGGUAGAGCCGACGGGAGCAGACUCCGUCUACUGACAUACGACAUUGUCCUGAUGCUGGCUCGGUUUGCAACAGGAGCUUCGUUUAGCGCGGAUUGCCGAGGUGGAGGAAGAGAUAGCAAUUCCCGUUUCUUGCCUUUCAUGUUCCAAAUGGCCCGUCAUCUUCUCGACCAAGGAGGCCCCAUGCAACGCACCAACAUGGCUAAAUCGGUCUCAUCCUAUAUUUCAUCGUCUUCACUAUCUACCGCAACAACGCCGCCAUCUGACUCCCGACCCUUAACUCCUGGAUCUCAGCUUUCCUCAAGUGGAACCGAGGAAACGGUUCAGUUCAUGAUGGUAAACUCGCUUCUAUCAGAAUCAUAUGAAUCAUGGCUCCAACACCGUCGUAUUUUUCUCCAGCGUGGGAUUUACCAUACUUUCAUGCAACACUCUCACGGUCGGGUAGCUUCUCUCGCUGCGGAAUCAACCAGUUCAGGAGGCAAAACUCAAGACGCAGAAACCUUAACCGGCGAUGAACUGCUCUCUAUUGUCAAACCAAUGCUGGUCUACACCGGUAUGAUAGAACAGCUUCAACAGUUCUUCAAAGCAAACAAAGCAAAGAAACCGGUCCACGUCGAACCAAACAAGAAAGAAGGUACAUCAAGUGGAGUAGAGCUUGAGGCAUGGGAGACUGUAAUGAAAGAGAAGCUAUUGAAUGUGAAAGAAAUGGUAGGUUUCUCCAAGGAAUUGAUAUCGUGGCUCGCCGAAAUAAACUCUGCAACUGAUCUGCAAGAAGCUUUUGAUAUUGUCGGAGUUCUGGCUGAUGUUUUGUCCGGAGGAGUUACACAAUGCGAUCAGUUUGUCAGAUCAGCGAUUGAUGUUGGGAAUGGAAAAGGCUGAGAAAAAGUUUUGGUUUCGGGAAGGACGAAGAGCUCUAUGUGUUUUAAUUUGAUCGUGUCUCUUGUCAUUGGUAUUGUGAUUGAUUGUCAUUGUAGAAAAAUUGUCAUUGUUGUAAACACUUGUUUUGUUGUUUUAUCAAUGCAAAAACACACGUAUUGCUCUUUGUUUAACA